Molecule: messenger RNA, 2620 nt
Organism: Papilio polytes (common Mormon)
Lineage: Eukaryota; Metazoa; Arthropoda; Insecta; Lepidoptera; Papilionidae
Exons: 4
Coding region: 1467-2240 (257 amino acids)
Biological process (GO): regulation of transcription by RNA polymerase II
Cellular component (GO): nucleus; transcription regulator complex
Molecular function (GO): sequence-specific DNA binding
Source: RefSeq, a predicted model, not a curated record
UCGCUCUUACGAGCGGACGUCUACGAUGCCGAAGUGCUCUUUUAAAUUUUGUAAAAAUUUGAAGCCAACGAAUCCUAAAAACGACGCCAUAGUAUACUUUCGUUUUCCAAGUCGUCUAAUUCGUCGAGAGAAAUGGAUAGAAGUAACACGGCGACAGAGAAAGGAACCCUGUUUUGAACCGAACACAGGAAGCCUCGUUUGUUCCAAACAUUUCGAUAAAAGUGAUAUGUACACCACGGAUAAGGGUAAAUUACGUCUCCGAGACACAGCUGUUCCUAUUAUAGAUACGGUGAAUUUGAACGCAAGCAUUGUAGAAGAUAAAUGUGAAGUAGACGAUAGCUUUCUAACAAGCGAAGUUAUAUCAAAGCCUAGCAAUGACCUCGUCUAUCAAUAUUCAAUUAAAACUAAUGAAAGUAACGAAGAAAUUAGUACAAAAAUGAAAAUAAAUACAUCUGAAUUAGAUAUACAAUUUGAUGAAAGUAAUACGAAGUGUUCUUACGAGAAUCCUUUCUUACCAAGUACUAGUAGUGAAAGUAGUGACGAUUCUGAAGAUAUUGGCAAAAUAAUAAAAAUAGAAAUUGAGGAAUCAUCAGAUAAUUCUGAUGAAAAUGAGAUCGAAUCCAUUGAUGAUAGAAUUGAAGCGGAUAUUGUAAGAACGCUUGAUUUCGACAAAUUUGGUGAACAUGUAGCCGCCAUGUUGAAAAGAAUACCAGUACACAAAGCAUUGCAAUUGCAGCCGAGGAUUCUCGAGUUGAUCACCUCGGUGAUGAACGAGGACCAAACAAAGAUAAUAACAAUUAAAGAUAAACUCUUUGAUGAACAUAACUAAAUUGUUUCAUCAUCACUGUUUUAUAGUAAUCCAAACACAGUUAUUAAGUGGUCGCAAGCAAUCUAUCUAUAUCUAAGGGACGUGUUUAGUGGCUAUUUAACGUCUCUGUGUGGUAUUUAAUGUUAAAAUUAUGUUAUUCUUGGAAUAAAAUGUAUUGCAUUUUAAUUUUAAAGAUGCCUUUUUUGAUUUCUUCUUUAACUAACAUUACUGUACGGUUUUGUUUACCAAAUAUAAUAAUAACUACCAGUACGGAAUAAUUAGAUGUAUCGUUUUACGUAUGAAUAAUAUUUAUGCAUCUUGUAAAAGACAUUUUUUAUAACCUCUGCUUUCAAUAACCUGCUAAAAAUAAAUUACUUUUAAUCAUAAUGUAGCCGUAAUGCAUUAAAUUCGGAUGGUGUUUGUAUCAACAAUACACAGAUUGUCUCUCUCGCUCUUGCUAACGAACGUAACUGAAGUGAGCAGUGACAUGGCCGUCGGAUCAAUAAAUACUUUGUACGAUGCCUUGCUUCUAAAAUGGAGAUGAAUUUGCGAUAUCAUAAUGUAAUAUAACUAUAGUGUUUUGUAUACAGCUGAUAGAUGAAUAAACACGAUUACAUUUUGAGAAAAUAUUUUAAAAUUCGCUCCGCUUUCGUUGUAAAUGCGUAACAAAGCGACCAUUUCGACUCCGUUCCGUCAGUACCGUUCCGCAUCGCAAGCAGUCAUCGCGUGUCCUCGAUUACAAAUGGAACUCGAGACGAUUAAAAAGUACAUAAACAUUAUGCGUAAAUAUCCAGAAAUAUACGCAGUUGGUGACUCGGAUUAUAGCAAUAUGUAUAAAAAGGAAAUUGCGUGGAAGAAAAUCAAACAGAAAAUGGGGAUGGACGUUAAAAAAUUAAAGGUGAAAUGGAGAAAUCUAAGGGAUACAUAUAUUAAACAUAAAAAAUGUCGUCUAUCAGACAACAAGGGACCAAACACCCUGUACAACUGGGUGUGGGCGAAAGAAAUGUCAUUUGUGGAACCGUAUAUAAAAUUAAGAACAAAAAAAAUUUCAGCAUACAUCGAUAUUCAUUCUGAUUCCGAUAUAAAUGAUACAGGGGACGAAAAUGAAGAUAACGACACCAAAAAUGUCCAAGACCCUGAACUUUUAACGGAAAAAAACAAAAAACAUCCAAUCAAAAGAGAACAAGAAAGCGACGAUACAAUAAACAAUAUAAUAACAAACAUAAAUACAGAAGUAAACACAGAAAGGAAUACACAAGCAACCGUACCUGUGCCAUGUGACAGAACAGAUAUGGAGUUUCUAGGUUAUGCCAGUACAGUAAAAAGACUGUCUUUACGUAAUCAAGCGCUUGUUAAACUUCAAAUAACAAGGAUACUAACACGAUAUCAACUGCAAGAAUUAAGUCAUCAUUUAUGUGAUGAUCGAACUUAGAAUACAACUACGCGAAUGUCAGACCUAAAUCCAACCAAAUACAAUUUUCUAAGACAUACAAACGUAUUUAACAAACAUAAUAUAAAUCUUAAAGUACUUGGUUUUUUACUAAAAUACAAUUUUUAAGUGCACAUUGACUGAACUAUCAUACACUGUUAAGACUCGCUUCGAUUCCUACGAGCUUGUAUGGAGGUGCGCUACUCGAUUAGUUGUGCAAAAACAAAUUGGCUGCAAAACAAUCGACAGUCGCACAACUGUUGUGUCAAAGGUGAAUAAAAACUGACACUUGAACCACGGACGCUCUUAUAAUGGCUAUUCAAUAUUACUAGUAAUAAAAUUUACUUUAUUAUCAGCUCUAUUUGCUAGUUUUUAUUUGAUUA